GCUGUGUGGAUCUCAUGAGAAUCUAAUUCUUUCACCAUCAUCAAAAUCAGACCAAACUGAAUAAGUUAACCGUACGCGAUGAGCAAACCGAAGGGGAUCAAUAUAUUAAUCACCGGCACUCCCGGUACCGGGAAAACCUCAUUAGCGGGAACCCUCGCCCAGGAGCUGGAGGACUUUGAGGUGGUCGAGGUGGGCAAAGUCGUGAAGGAAAAUCACUUUUACACGUCGUACGACGCGGCGCUCGAUACGCACAUCAUCACCAACGAGGACGAAGAUCGGCUUUUGGAUUUCCUCGAGCCGAUCAUGGUGAACGGGGGGAAUCACGUGGUGGAUUACCACAGCAGUGAUCUUUUCCCCGAAAGGUGGUUUCAUCUCGUCGUCGUGCUGCACGCCUCCACGGAAGUUUUGUUUGAUCGUCUCUCCGCGCGUGGCUACAAUGAGGCGAAGCUGUCGGAAAACAUGGAGGCGGAGAUCCAGUGCGUUUGCGAGGAAGAAGCGCGCCAGUCGUACAGCGAGGAGAUCGUGCUCGUGGUGAUGAACGAUACGCUUGAUCAGCUCGCCUCGACCGUCGCCGUGAUUCAGGAAUCCGUGAAUAAAAUCAAGACCGCGCGUGGUCUGUGAAAGCUAAGGAUAAGGACCUGAUGAUUGGAUAGCAGAUUCCUGGCAAACCACCCUAUCACACCAGUAAACGUUCUUCGACCUCUUGAAAAGUCGUUGAUAGGGUUUACUAGCAUGGGGGGUUGGAAUUCGCUGUUUAUGAUUAUUCUAAUAGUAGAUGACGAUUAAACAUUCCUUUGUGGAUUAUUAUGAAAA
This is a messenger RNA of Phytomonas sp. EM1, 813 nucleotides long. NCBI's taxonomy places the organism in Eukaryota, Euglenozoa, Kinetoplastea, Trypanosomatida, Trypanosomatidae. The record is from the annotation of a GenBank genome assembly.